AUGUGGUGGAUGAUGGGAGAAGCCGGUGGACAUUACUGUUCUAAGAAGACUGACGAUAUCUGCGGCGGUGUUUGUAGUCAGGAAACUGGUAAAUUCUUCAGCUUCUCUAGACUCUGCUGUGCACUCCGCGGCGUCGAUAUGAAGACAUACAUCUUCCUACUAGUGAUUGUUCCCACAUGCGUACUCGCUGGUUACGUCCACGGCCAGAAGAUCUCUUACUUCCUCCGUCCACUAUGGGAAUCACCACCAAAACCUUUCCACGACAUCCCUCACUACUACCACGAGAACGCUUCAAUGGAGACUCUCUGCAAACUCCACGGCUGGGGCGUUCGAGAAUACCCUAGACGAGUCUACGACGCCGUCUUGUUCAGCAACGAGCUCGACAUCCUCGCCGUCCGUUGGAAAGAGCUUUAUCCGUACAUCACACAGUUCGUCCUCCUCGAGUCAAACUCGACCUUCACAGGUCUGCCAAAGCCUCUCGUCUUCGCUGCUCACAGAGACGAGUUCAAGUUCAUAGAGCCUCGCUUGACUUACGGUACGCUCGGUGGAAGAUUCGUCAAAGGACAGAAUCCGUUUUACGAGGAAGCCUAUCAGCGAGUAGCUCUUGAUCAGCUUCUUAGAAUCGCAGGGAUCACUGAUGAUGACUUGUUGCUGAUGUCAGACGUCGAUGAGAUUCCGAGUAGACACACUAUAAACCUCUUGAGAUGGUGCGAUGAGGUGCCUAAGAUACUUCACUUGCGGCUCAAGAACUAUCUCUACUCGUUUGAGUUUCUUGUUGACAACAAGAGCUGGAGAGCUUCAGUGCAUAGGUACGAGACUGGGAAGACGCGGUACGCGCAUUAUCGACAGUCUGAUGAGAUCUUGGCGGAUGCGGGAUGGCAUUGUAGCUUCUGCUUUAGACGGAUCAGCGAGUUUGUGUUCAAGAUGAAAGCUUAUAGCCAUAAUGAUAGAGUGAGGUUUAGUCAUUUCUUGAAUCCUAAGAGAGUGCAGAGAGUUAUAUGCAAAGGAGCUGAUCUUUUCGAUAUGCUUCCUGAGGAGUAUACGUUCAAGGAGAUUAUAGGGAAGAUGGGUCCGAUUCCGCAUUCUUUCUCGGCUGUUCAUCUUCCUUCGUAUCUACUGGAGAACGCUGAGAAGUAUAGGUUUCUCUUGCCGGGGAAUUGUAUAAGAGAAGAAGAAUGA
Microthlaspi erraticum is the source of this 1179-nucleotide messenger RNA. NCBI's taxonomy places the organism in Eukaryota, Viridiplantae, Streptophyta, Magnoliopsida, Brassicales, Brassicaceae. The record is from the annotation of a GenBank genome assembly.